AUGGCUGAGAAAUUAGAGGACCUGAAUCUGCCACUUACAGUCGUCGGAAGAAUAGUUAAAGAGGUUCUACCCGAGGGCGUUUCUAUUUCAAAGGAGGCCCGGACAGGUUUAGCAAAAGCUGCAUCUGUUUUCGUGCUAUACGUGACAUCAGCUGCAACGAACACAGUAAAACAUCAUAAACGAAAAGCUUUAACAGGUCAAGAUGUCCUGGAGGCCAUGGCUGAUAUCGAAUUUGAACGGUUUGUCGAACCACUACGAGAGGCCUUAGAACAGUAUAAAUUAGCCGUUUCUGCAAAGAAAUCUGCCGGCAAGAAGAAAGAAGACGACGACGUAGAGAUGGUAGAAGAGGAUGGUUAA
Pieris macdunnoughi is the source of this 357-nucleotide messenger RNA. Lineage: Eukaryota; Metazoa; Arthropoda; Insecta; Lepidoptera; Pieridae. The record is from the annotation of a GenBank genome assembly.